AUGGCUGUUAGAGUGUUUAUUGAUAGCGUAGAUUCCUACGCCGGUAAAGUGGUUAGUAAGUUAAUAUCCAAUUCCGUACCUGGGGCGACACUUGCUGAUAUUGACGAUGCUUCAGAAGGCUCACAAGCUGAUUACAACCGCAAUGAAUCCAAGGAAAAUACUUACGAAGUCAUUGGCACACUUAAGGUUGAAGGAGCAAAGAAACCGAAUUGGGUAAAAGAGAUUGUAUCGGAAUCUAAGCAGGAAGAUUUAUUCUCCGCUUUAAAAAGUUGCGAUAUUAUCGUCUAUAAUAUAUCUGAAGAUCCGUCAUUGGUCGAUCAAGCAUCCUGGGCGGUGUCUGCAUUACACGCAGAAAUAGAAUCCUUUACCAGAAUGAAAACUUUUAUCUGCAUAUCAAAUGCUAUGACUUGGGCUCGUACUCGACCAAUUGAUCUCGAUGAUCCGGAAGUACCUUUUACUGAAGAUGACUACCGAAGACGUAAGCCACAUCAAAAUUAUAAGGCUGAAAUUAGUCUAGAGAAGCUGGUUGUUAAGCUAGGAAAAACGAAUAAAGAGCUAUUUUCAACGUUUAUUAUAAUGAGUGGGAUGCUGUAUGGAUGUGGAGAAAGUUUAUUCCAUUAUUUAUUUAAGGCUGCAUGGUUAAAUCAUCCAUAUUUGCAAUGCUAUGGAAAUGGUCAAAAUGUUAUCCCAACCAUCCACGUCAAAGACUUAGCAAGUAUCAUUUUGAAUGUUAUGGAUGGUAACCCACGAGUGAAAUAUAUAAUAGCCGUAGAUGAUUCACAAUCUACACUUGAGGAAAUUGUUCGGGCCGUAAGCAUAAAUUUAGGAUCAGGUAAAGUCAAGAAUGUCACGAAAGAAGAGGCCAUUUCGGAUAAAAAUAUUGAGAAAGCGGAUUUUGACAAAUUAUUAGUCAGCUUGCGAAUGGAAUCGACAACUGCAAAGGAUUUAAACGUUGAAUGGGUGGCCGAAACUGGCUUAGUGGAUAAUAUUGAGGGUGUCAUCAGAGAAUACAAAGAAGAAAGAAAAUUAUUUCCUUUACGUAUGUUUGUGUUUGGACCUCCAGCUGUUGGUAAAUCUACUAUCGUCGAACAGCUCUGUAAACAUUACAAAUUACAUCACAUCAAAAUGACUGAGGUCAUUCAAGAUGCUAUUUCUGAGUUGGAGCGUAGCGCUGCCAGAGCAGAUAUUGAAAAUGAAGAUGAAGAAGAUGAUCAGAGAGCUCAGGAAGAUCAAGAAUUAUUGGAAGCAUUACAAGAGAACAGAGAGCAGAACAAUGGACGAUACGAUGAUCAAUUUGUUGUUCGGUUUUUUCGUCAAAAGUUAAAAUCGAUGCCAUGCCAAAAUCAGGGCUUUAUUAUAGAUGGCUAUCCUAAGCUGUAUUCGCAAGCUCAAGAGUUAUUUGCAUCUGAAGAAGACGAGGAUGAUACUGAAGAAAAUUUACCUGAAUAUGAUGCCUCUAUCAUGCCAGAGUUUAUCAUCUCGCUUGAUGCAUCGGAUGAUUUCUUAAAGAAUCGAGUCAUCAAUUUACCAGAAAAAGAAGUUCAUGGCUCUCAUAAUACCGAAGAAGGACUUAAAAAUAAGCACUAUUAUACAGGAUUAAUCAGAAGAUUAGCUCGAUACAGAGCAGAAAAUACGGAAGAUGAAACUGUGUUGAAUUAUUUUGAUGAGCUUGAAAUUCAUCCGGAACACUUUGAUGUCACCGAUGAUGAUUCUCCUAAAGCUUUGAACACUGUCAAAGCAAUUAUAAAGCUUAUUGGAGAGCCACGAAAUUAUGGUCCAACUGCCGAAGAACUAGAAGAAAUUAAACGUCGAGAAGAGGAAGAAAGAGAAUUAAGAGAAGCACAGGAAAAGAUUGAACGAGAAGAAAAAGAAGCCAGAGAAGCAGAAGAACGAGCUAUACGACAAACCGAAUGGAAACAACGAUUAGACGAAGUUAGAAAACAGGAAAAGGAAUUGAUUGAUACCCGGUCAAUUCCGUUAAGAAAUUAUUUGAUGAAACAUGUUAUGCCAACAUUAAGUGAAGGUUUAAUUGAAUGCUGCAAGUCCAGACCAGAUGAUCCUGUUGACUUUUUGGCUGAAUAUUUGUUGCAAAACAACCCAGUCAUCGAUUGA
Messenger RNA from Trichoplax adhaerens, 2112 nucleotides. RefSeq lists its product as uncharacterized. Gene Ontology annotation, biological process: nucleobase-containing compound metabolic process. NCBI's taxonomy places the organism in Eukaryota, Metazoa, Placozoa, Uniplacotomia, Trichoplacea, Trichoplacidae. The record is from RefSeq and is a predicted model, not a curated record. Gene Ontology annotation, molecular function: ATP binding; AMP kinase activity. The transcript has 23 exons. Bases 1 to 2112 code for a protein of 703 amino acids. Gene Ontology annotation, cellular component: cytoplasm.